This is a messenger RNA of Helobdella robusta, 567 nucleotides long. RefSeq lists its product as hypothetical. The coding region runs from base 1 to 567 and encodes 188 amino acids. Lineage: Eukaryota; Metazoa; Annelida; Clitellata; Rhynchobdellida; Glossiphoniidae. The transcript has 6 exons. The record is from RefSeq and is a predicted model, not a curated record.
AUGUCUGUCAAGUACGACAAGCUCAAAUCUCCAUGCCUUUACUUUAAAACGACUCUUACAAAUAAAUUUGAAGACUAUGCUAGUCAAAAAUUUGGACCUUUCCUAAGAGGUACGCUAAAGCUGAAACUAGUUCUUGAUAAAGGAAUAACUUUGCUGAACCAGCUCACACCGCCGGUUCAUAUGCACAUUAUAAUGCAAGCUUUCAACUUCUCCAGCAGUUCAAAUGAUAUGGAUGAUAUGUUGUAUGAUCUUUCUGUUGGAGGUGAUGCGAUAUGCAAGGACACCUAUCAUAUCAAAUAUUUCUGUUUAUUAACUGGACAAAAGCGUUGUCUAAAAUUUUUUGGUCACAUAGCUCAUGCCAAUCCUAUGGAGGAUCAUUACCGGGCUUUAAAAGCUGUCAUAGACCGACCGUCACCGGACUGGACUCGACCGCACGGCCGUCCAAGACAGUCAUGGAUCCCUCAGUGGAGAAGAAUCUGUCCCUCAUCAACUACGGUCCUUACUUGGCUUGCUCAUGAUCGCUUAAUGGAAGCACCUUGUAAACACGGCAACGUCCCGUUAUUAUGA